AACCCACAUCCACAUCUCAUAUGAAACAAGAGUGGCGUGGUUUCUUCUCCACCAACUAACUUGUUUGCUUUUCUUGCUCACACUUUCCACCAUCGCCAACUUUUUUUAUUAAGCACCACCAACUUUACAUUUCUCCCUCUCUUCGAGCUUCGUAGACGCUAAACUUUCAACCUUACACUUUUUUUUUCCCACUUCAAAUGGCUCUAUGUGGUUCUAUUUCUUCACCGAACUUGAACUGGCAAAUUGGGCCAAGAAAGAUGUUCAAAUUGGGUUCUUCUAUGAACUGUGAUACCACAAUUUCGUUAUCAUUUUCUGGGAGUGAUUCCAUGGGUCUUAACUUGAGGUUUAACCUUGCUUCAACUCGUGUUGCUAAGACCAACAGGUUUAGGAACCAUGUUUCUCCAUUGAAGGUAGUUUGCAUCGAUUAUCCACGUCCUGAGAUUGAAAAUACAGUUAAUUUCCUUGAAGCUUCUUACUUGUCUUCCACCUUUCGUGCUUCUCCUCGUCCAACCAAACCCUUGAAGGUUGUUAUUGCUGGUGCAGGACUGGCUGGUUUAUCAACUGCAAAAUAUUUGGCAGAUGCUGGUCACAAGCCAAUAUUGCUGGAGGCAAGAGACGUUCUAGGUGGAAAGGUUGCUGCAUGGAAAGAUGAAGAUGGAGACUGGUAUGAGACCGGCCUACAUAUAUUCUUUGGGGCUUACCCUAAUGUGCAGAACCUAUUUGGAGAACUUGGUAUUAAUGAUCGGUUACAAUGGAAGGAGCAUUCCAUGAUCUUUGCUAUGCCAAGCAAGCCUGGAGAGUAUAGUAGAUUUGAUUUUCCAGAAGUCCUUCCAUCUCCAUUAAAUGGAAUAUGGGCAAUUUUGAGGAAUAAUGAGAUGCUGACGUGGCCAGAGAAAAUUAAAUUUGCAAUUGGACUUCUGCCUGCUAUGCUUGGUGGACAGGCGUAUGUUGAGGCUCAAGAUGGUGUUUCUGUUAAAGAAUGGAUGAGAAAACAGNNNNUUCCUGAACGUGUAACUGAUGAAGUGUUCAUAGCAAUGUCAAAGGCCCUAAACUUCAUCAACCCUGAUGAACUUUCAAUGCAAUGUAUUUUAAUUGCUUUAAAUCGAUUUCUUCAGGAGAAGCAUGGUUCUAAGAUGGCCUUUUUGGAUGGCAACCCCCCUGAAAGGCUUUGUAUGCCAAUUGUUGAACAUAUUCAGUCCUUGGGCGGUGAAGUCCAUCUUAAUUCACGCAUUAAAACAAUUGAAUUAAACGAUGAUAACACAGUGAAGAGCUUUUUACUUAAUAAUGGGAAGGUGAUUGAAGGGGAUGCUUAUGUGUCUGCAGCACCAGUGGAUAUUCUGAAACUUCUUCUGCCUGAGAACUGGAAAGGGGUUCCUUAUUUCCAAAGAUUGGAUAAAUUAGUUGGAGUUCCGGUCAUAAAUGUUCACAUAUGGUUUGACAGAAAACUGAAGAACACCUAUGAUCACCUUCUCUUUAGCAGAAGUCCCCUUCUGAGUGUAUACGCCGACAUGUCGGUAACUUGUAAGGAAUAUUAUAACCCAAACCAGUCUAUGUUGGAGCUGGUUUUUGCACCAGCCGAAGAAUGGAUUUCACGUAGCGAUGAAGAUAUUAUUGAUGCUACCAUGUCUGAACUUGCCAAACUAUUCCCUGAUGAAAUUUCUGCAGACCAAAGCAAAGCAAAAAUUGUUAAGUACCAUGUUGUUAAAACACCAAGGUCGGUUUACAAAACUGUUCCGAAUUGUGAACCUUGUCGUCCCAUACAAAGAUCUCCUAUAGAAGGUUUCUAUUUAGCUGGAGAUUAUACAAAACAAAAAUAUUUAGCUUCCAUGGAAGGCGCUGUUCUUUCUGGGAAGCUUUGUGCACAGGCUAUUGUACAGGAUUCGGAGCUACUUACUGCUCGUGGCCAGAAAAGAAUAGCUCAAGCAAGUACUGUUUAACAAAAACAAGCUUUGAAGAUAAAUUCUGGUAAGAGUACAGGAGUAUCAUAACAACUUUGGCAUUGGGGGAGACCGGGAACUCGCUGAUUGAUUUACCAUAUCAGUUCAUACAAAUAUUGAUUCCAGGAAAAUAUUUCGACAAUGAUAUGUCAUGCGGUUAACUCUAGGGAAAUGCCAAUAUAAGCAUAUACAAGUUCAUUACUUCUUUAUUUUUAGUAUGGCCAACACCUGAAAUCUGAUCCCUUCCUAGUCAUUGUAGUCAUGUUUGUAAUAAUACUAUGUCACAAUUUAUUAUUUAAUCUUGUAUACCCUAUUAGAUAAUAUUAUUAUAUAUUAGUAGUAAGGGUUAGACAAUAUUAUUAUA
This is a messenger RNA of Cicer arietinum (chickpea), 2301 nucleotides long. The record is from RefSeq and is a predicted model, not a curated record. Lineage: Eukaryota; Viridiplantae; Streptophyta; Magnoliopsida; Fabales; Fabaceae.